UCAGCUCUUUCAGCUGAUCAAAACGAUUUUCAAUACAGUUUACGUGCUACUUGUUUUAGGAGUAGGUAUUUUAAAUAGUUUUGUAAUUAUUUUUAAUUCGUUUUUUUUUUUCAUUGUCAGUUAGCUGAUCUUGAACCUGCCUCGUCGUCCCCAAUUAUUCGCUUUACAACUUUAAACGUUUGUAUGGAAAACAGACGAGCUACCCUCAAAUCAGCUGAUAAUAUCGAGAUUGUGAUGUCAGCGGAAAUUUCGGGAAACGUGAAGAAAGCGGUCCGUUACUAAACCUAAACACACAGGCCGCCGACGUUGCGUCUGGACACGCUAGUCUACAGUACUGACGUAUUUUUAAAUCAUGCCCCCAGGAAAAAAUUUUAGGAGGAGGAAAGAGGAUUCAUCCGACGAGGAAGAUGAUGAGACAAAAGCCGUGGUCAGGCUACAUGCAGAUGCCUGUUCAUAUUUUCUAAGGUCCAAACUGGAUGAAGCUAAGGAGCUUCAAAGUUUACGAAAAAGGCAGCAUGGAGUAAGCAUUGCAACGUUACUUGUAGGAGAGAAGCUUCCUUUGGAGGCUGAGAUUGAGGACGACCCAUUUAAACUGAAGACUGGAGGUGUUGUUGACAUGAAGAAAGUGAAAGACAGAAACCGAGACAUGACAGCAGAUGAAAACGACCUGAAUCUUGGUACCUCCUUUUCUGCUGAGACUAACAGACGAGAUGAAGAUGCAGACAUGAUGAAGUACAUUGAGACCGAAUUAAAGAAAAAGAAAGGCAUGGUGGAGGCGGAAGAGCAGAAAGUGAAGGUGAAGAAUCCAGAGGACCUCCUGUACGAGCUUCCAGAGAGCAUCCGUGUCAGCUCUGCCAAAAAGACUGAAGAGAUGUUGUCCAAUCAAAUGCUGAGUGGAAUUCCAGAGGUGGAUCUGGGGAUAGAUGCAAAGAUAAAGAACAUCAUCAGCACAGAAGAAGCCAAAUCAAAGCUUCUUGCGGAGCAGAGGAAUAAAAAGAAGGACAGCAGGACCUCCUUUGUUCCCACUAACAUUGCUGUAAAUUACGUCCAGCAUAAUCGCUUCUAUCAUGAGGAUGUAAAUGCUCCCCAGAGACGGCACAGAGAAGAACCCAAAGCCAGGCCACUACGAGUAGGAGACACCGAGAACCCUGUGCCUGAGACUUCACCACCUAAUUACCGCAAGAGGCCUAAUAACGAGAAGGCCACAGAUGACUACCACUAUGAGAAAUUCAAGAAGAUGAACCGACGAUACUAGUCCUCUACCAUUGUUACAGUCAACCGAAUUUCUUUCUUUAAAAUAAGAAUGUAAAUAUUUUUUACUGUCUUCAUAGCUUGCAUACAGUCAUAAACAUUUUACAAUAGCCCCCCCCCCCCCUCCCCCCCCGUUCAGUCUUGGCUGUAAAUUAGUCUUUGGUCUUGCUUAACAUUUAACAAGAACAAUGAACUGCACAUAUCAAUACAAUUAAUCAUCAAUUUAACAACAUAUCCCAUCAAAUAAAUCGUUAAUGCAUUUAUUCCUCCUAAAAACAAUGCCGUCCUAGUUUUUGUUCAAGAAACGUAUUGCUUAUGGCUCAAAGGUUUGUUUAUAUAUUGUUUUAGUUGCCUUCAGUGUCCUAUAAUGGUGCCCAGAUGGUAACUAUUUGAAGGCAUAGGUCAGAGGGUGUUAUAAGUCCACUUAUGGCCAAAGCUUUCCUCCUACCUGCCAUAUCAUACAGCUGAUCAGUUGACUUUAUAUUAUUCACUCAUAAAAAUGUUAUUUUUAUUCUACAUAUUUUGCUAAUGAAACAGAAUAUUAUAACCUCUAUUAGAGUUACAACAUUACCUUACCUUUUCACUUGGAUGUCUUUUACCAAUCUAAAAUGAAAAGUUUGUGCUAAGAUAGCACCUCUAUAAAAUAGGUUGUUUAGAAAGUAUCCAGCCAUGUAAUAUGAAAAAUACCAGAUGAGAGAUGCAAUAUGAUGAGAACAGCUGUAGCUAUGGGCAACCGGUGACAAGCAAUUUCAUCAUGACAAUGUGCCCACCUGUACGUCAUAUCUCGUGUAGUUUUUUUGAGCGAAACAUCAGAUCACCCAGGUGACUCAGCCCCCACAGCACAAAUCACCUUUGAAGGGGACUGGGGCAUCAUUGGGGAGACAUAUGGGGAAGUCGUGGCCUAAUGGUUAGAGAGUUGGACUCCCAAUCGAAGGGUUGCGAGUUUGAGUCUCGGGCCGGACGGAAUUGUAGGUGGGGGGAGUGCAUGUACAGUUCUCUCUCCACCUUCAAUACCACGACUUAGGUGCCCUUGAGCAAGGCAUCAAACCCCCAACUGCUCCCCGGGCGCCGCAGCAUAAAUGGCUGCCUACUGCUCCGGGUGUGUGUUCACAGUGUGUGUGUGUGUUCACUGCUCUGUGUGUGCCUAUUUCGGAUGGGUUAAAUGCAGAGCACAAAUUCUGAGUAUGGGUCACCACACUUGGCUGAAUGUCACUUCACUAUUGUCCUAUGUACAAUGUCUCGUAUAUCUUCUUCGAUAAAUGUCUAUUUUAUAUGACUGGAUACUUUCCAGACAGCUUUCACAUGAAUGUCUGUAUGUAUGUAUUGGUGUUGUGUUAAUAUACAUAUGAACCCAAAAAAAGACAAAAAGCAAACACUUCCUUCGCAGUCCCAUUUUGAAAAAGUGAACAGCAUUACAGUGCACAUGUACUAUGUAACAUACAAUAAAAUUGAACAGUGUAACAGCUAAAUUUACUCCAAAA
Carassius gibelio (silver crucian carp) is the source of this 2732-nucleotide messenger RNA. Its product is annotated as telomere length and silencing protein 1 homolog. The coding region runs from base 353 to 1255 and encodes 300 amino acids. Gene Ontology annotation, biological process: mRNA splicing, via spliceosome. The transcript is spliced from 9 exons. Gene Ontology annotation, cellular component: spliceosomal complex. NCBI's taxonomy places the organism in Eukaryota, Metazoa, Chordata, Actinopteri, Cypriniformes, Cyprinidae. The record is from RefSeq and is a predicted model, not a curated record.